CCUGUGUACCCAACGCAUUUACACUCGAGCGUGCUUAUUCUGUGGACAAAAGAUCCCCAGGAAAUGGAGAAAUUAGCAUUCGACGUCGAACACUUUAUACGUAACGUUCGUGAUCGACCGUCCAUUUGGGAUUCCUCUUCCCAAGAAUACAGCGACAGGUUAAAGAAACACGCAUGUUGGCUAGAAAUCUGUCGAAUUCAUUACGCAGAUUUUGAUGAAAUGGUUGAGAAGAAACGGAGAGAUAUUGGGCUGGAGCUUCAAAAAAAAUGGAAAAAUCUCAGGUUGGCAUUCGUACGAGAAGUGUCGAAGCUAAAAAUGCUUAAAUCCGGAAAUGGAUCAGAAAAACGGACAAAAUAUCCGUAUUACGAUAUGUUGUCAUUCCUACUACCAGUUGUAUCAAAUAAACAGACAAUUUCAAACAUCAACCAGUCACUACAAAGAAGCAAAAAUGAUGGACAACUACAGCCACAGAACUCUGCAUCGUCUUCACAUGUACCCUCAGGGGUAAAACGUUCAAAGAAGACAAAGGACACAGUAGAAAAUAUCUGUGAUGUCCGGAAUCGAAGUCUGUCACAGAAGGCUAAGGCAGAGAAGAAAAUAUUUGAUAUGGAAGCUAAACUUCAAGAAGAACUUACGGAUGAUGAGGACAAACACUUUCUUUUGUCUCUGUUGUCUCAUGUAAAAAAAGUGCCAGACGAUCUUAAACUACAGAUGAGGACAGAAGUGAUGCAGGUGGUUAUGAAAUACACUCAACUAAUACCUACAUCCCAUUUUGUUCCACCAUGCUAUUUUAACGUACGAAAUGAUCAAAAUAUGCCGAGUAUUAGCGAAACAUGUAAUUUUAUGGAGGUGGCCGAUGUGCCCCGGCCUACACGGAGCUCAUAUGUGGCAUCGUCUUCAGAGCCAUCUCCUACCCUCAGCGCCACUUCUAGCCAUCAUGAUAACUAAAGUAGACUGUAGAAUUUUCCAUUCAGAAUAAUAAUUUGUUUCUGUUGU
This is a messenger RNA of Zootermopsis nevadensis, 996 nucleotides long. RefSeq lists its product as uncharacterized. Gene Ontology annotation, biological process: regulation of transcription by RNA polymerase II. The record is from RefSeq and is a predicted model, not a curated record. NCBI's taxonomy places the organism in Eukaryota, Metazoa, Arthropoda, Insecta, Blattodea, Termopsidae. Gene Ontology annotation, cellular component: transcription regulator complex; nucleus. Gene Ontology annotation, molecular function: DNA binding.